AGGAGAGGCCGGUACCCAGUAUCUAACAGCAGCAGCAAUACAGAAAAGGGGGAAGCAGGCAAUGUUGAGAAGCAGCUGACUCAGCGCCUCUCCAAUACCGCCGGAUGACUGCCUAUUCCAGCAUCGCCGGACCCUGCAUCUGACGGGAGAGAGAGGGGGGGGGGGGGGGGGGACAGAGAGAGGGAGGGAGGAGGAUUUUUCUUCCAGAUGCACUGGCCCCCGUGUGAUUUUUCGGCCUCUCUGAACCCUGGACAAAUGCGUUCCUGAUGUCUGCGCGGAGGCUGGCGAGCUCGGCAUUCUCUACAGGAUGAAUGAGGGAGGCAUCUGUGCAGCUCCACCCGUUUUCCCCGUCGUCUCUGCAGACCCUGAAGGCUCAAACCCCGGGGAGGAGCAGGAGGGCUCGCCGCCGUCCCGGGGAGUCCACUGCAGCGGCUGCAUCGUCUGGCCUCGCCAGCAGACCUGGUUGUGUGUCGUCCCGCUCCUCAUCGGCUUCAUCGGGCUGGGGCUCAGCCUGAUGCUGCUCAGGUGGAUUGUGGUGGGCUCGGUUAAGGAGUAUGUGCCGCCAGACCAGCGGGAAUCCAACCGCGUCGGGCAGGACCCCAUCUUCCUCUCCAAGCCCAGCUCCGUCCCGAAGAAUCGAGAUACGACCACCAGCACCAGCAGCAGCAGCACCACCACCACCACCCACCCCCCGGUCAAUCCUCUUGGCCCCGGCACCCGGGGGACCUCGCCCGUCACCCCCAGACUCGUCACACAGGGCACGGUCCACUCCACCACCAACACCGCCCUGCGGAGCCCCUCCACCCCCACCCCCAGGCCGGGGGUCCCGCUCACCUCCAGUGGCCCCGGGACGUCGCCCUACCGCCUCACGCCCACCGCCACCCACGGGACGCCCUGGCACACACUGCCCUACUCUACCUCUGCCAGCAAAUUCUUCCUGCACGACUCCACGCCGUCCUGGACACUAUCGAAAACGGGGCCAUCGACCACCGACACUCGCUCCGGCGUCAGACCCAAAUUCCCUACCACCACCGACACCACAGAGAGGUCGGAGCACUUUAAGCCGUGCGCGGACAAGGACCUCGCCUACUGCCUGAACGAGGGAGAGUGCUUCAUCAUCGAGACCAUCAAUGGGAAUAACAAACACUGCCGAUGCAAGGAAGGAUACCAAGGUGUUCGCUGUGACCAGUAUCUGCCGAAAACUGAUUCCAUCCUCUCUGAUCCAACAGAACAUCUCGGAAUAGAAUUUAUGGAGAGUGAGGAUCUGUACCAGCGCCAGAUCAUGUCAAUAACCUGCAUCACAAUCGGACUGACAGUGGUCGGGAUGCUUUGCGUGGUUCUUUACUUCAAAACAAAAAAACAAAGACAGAAGUUGCGAGAUCAAGGCAAGGAGAUUCGCUUUGCAAAGAGCUACAGUCUGAAGGCCACGGACAUGGACAGACCAGACAGUCCUCAUCAGAGCGUCCUGCCUCUGGAGAAGUACACCAAGCCAGGCACCAAUAUUGGGGAGGAACGGCGGAAAGUUCUGGAAUCGCAGUUCUUGGCUGCUGGAUUGUCCCCAGCCAAAUCCUCGCCAUCGCCAAAAGCAUUGGGGAAACCCCAGAGGUAUUGCCCUUCCUCCUCACUGAGCCCGAGGCAGCUGGGCAGGAUGUCGUCCAGGGUCAGCCCCCGCCCCUCGCCUCCGCUACUCCACGGUUCCCCCAGUUCACUUGGAGGAGGACAAGCCUCAAAGUCGCCCAGCACAAGCAGCCCGAUGCAAGAGCAACCUCCAUCAGCCAAUGACUUGCUGGACAGAAAACGAGCUGCAGCCAUGGGCCGGCAUUGCCCGGAGAGUCCCGGUGAGGCUCGGCCCGAAGCCUUCCACCGACCGGUGCAGCUGUGCCCGCUGGAGCUGCGAGACAGGGGCAGGCCGGGGCCGUGCUGGGCCGCCUCGGUGCCCGUCACCCCACUGAUGGGGGAGAGGAGCUGCGUGCGGGUGCAGGCGGAGAGCAGGGACGGGGACCGAGCCGACACCUCUCCCUGCUCCUUCCCAACCGAGCUGACCAGCGCCAGCGCCCCCAACACCCCGCUCCGUGCAGCGGACGGGCAACAAGUGGAGAUGCUCCUACAGACGGUGCAGCGGCAGAUCCAGCUGUUGGCUCUGGCCGGUCGCAACCCCGAGGACUAUGAACUAAUCAACGAGUGCGAGGAGCAAGCUGGAGACAACACGGAUUUUCUUCCUGUGGCCUCAGCAGAGGAGGUACCAUUUCUGCUGAAGAAGGAACAAUGUAGAGACUGUGAGCUGGGAAAGUGACAUUCUGCUAGCUGUACCUUCAUUGCAUUGCGAACCUGGCAAAAGGGACGAGUAUGACCAGAGGAAAAUUAUUUAUAUGCAUUUAUUUAAAGCAUUUAAUUAGAAACCAAAUAGUCUGUUGCCCCCAUAGUGGUUUAUGGAAACUAUUUUGUAUUGUUUUAUCAGAUAAUGUUUCUUUAUUUCUGGUGAAGAUCUUAGUGCCUAUUGUCCGCAGUGGGUGUAUAAUGGGACGUGCUGUGUUUCACCAGAUUAACUCCCAGCACAGCCUCACUCUCUGGACUAAGCGCGGACCUGGGCCUUGCCAUUGGCACAGCCAAGGGGUACAAGGGUUGCAACGUGCAAGGGCACAGAGGAGAGAUAACACACUUCACCGGGCGUGAGGGUUUCAGACCAGACACCGUCCGUGGCAAGCGAUUCAAGAGAGAGUUAGACUUAGCUCGUAGGGCUAAUGGAAUCGAGGGAUAUGGGGAGAAAGCAGGAACGGGGUACUGAUUUUGGAUGACAAGCCAUGAUCAUAUUGAAUGGUGGUGCUGUAUCGAAGGGCCGAAUGGCCUACUCCUGCACCUAUUUUCCAUGUUUCGAAGCUGCAUGUACGUUGUGUAGCUGGAAGCAGAAGGCAACUAACCACUGAGUCUGGGUGAACACAUUUCUAAUGCAGUCGUGUGUGUUGUGCCGUGCGGUUGAGCCCGGGCUCCACGGUGUGGGGCCUGCUGACACCAGAGUUGCAGCAACAUCUAUCUCCCCGCUGUUGACUCUGCAACGCCCCUGUGUCACUCCAACCUGACCCUGUUCCCCCUUGGUGACCAGGAGUUCCAGCUGUGCACCAGUAAAUGCCCUUGGUUACCGGCUUCAGUGUUGCCCUUUGCUCACUCAGUGCUCCACUUGAGCCCAGCUGUUGCCCUUGUUCAGCCAAUUCCAGCUGUGAGCCCCAGCUGUUGGCCAGUGUAGUUUCGGGGCAGUGGCUGGAGUGACAGGGAGUAAGACUGCUGAAGGUUCCCACACCAUCUCAGUGGUGGAUUCCCAGCUCUGGCUGCUGAAGGAUAGCUCUCUCUCUCUUUCUAUCUCUCUCUUUCUAUCUCUCUUUCUAUCUCUCUCUCUCUCUCUGUCUCUCUCUCUGUAUCCCUCUCUCUGUACCUGUCUCUCUCUGUCUCAGUCUGUCUAUGUCUAUCUAUCUUCUUUAUCUUUAUAUCAUCUCUCUCUGUAUCUCUUUUUAUUUCUAUCCCUUUAUCUCUCUAUCUCUCUCUCUCUAUCAAUCUAUCUCUAUAUCUCUGUAUCUCUCUCUCUCUAAGUAUCUCUCCCCUCAACUCUAGCUGGAGGACAAUUAAGAAUGAGUCCAAGUAUGCACUGCUGGAUAUGCCGCGAGGGACUGCAAUGGGAGGCACCAAGGAUGUCGUGCAUUUCUAACGUAGCAUGGCUUGGUCAUGGGAAUAAUGCAACGCCACUCCAGCACCGAGACUCCGAGUGGUGAAAUGACGGCACGCCCCGUGCACCCCCCACCCCCUCCCCUCAGCUGCCCUCCCCCUCCCCCUACCCCCCCCUCCACCACCCCCGUCCACCACACAGCCCACACACAAGGCGAGGUGCCCUGUGGAGACCAGAGGUCACACACCUCACUGAUGCCGUGUCAGAGUUCUUGUGACUGAAACAGCUGAUCAGGUCCCCAUUCAUCACACAACCUGGUGGAGCCCAUGGUGUACAAAUUAAAAACUAUUUAAA
Leucoraja erinaceus (little skate) is the source of this 4009-nucleotide messenger RNA. RefSeq names its product pro-neuregulin-3, membrane-bound isoform-like. The record is from RefSeq and is a predicted model, not a curated record. NCBI's taxonomy places the organism in Eukaryota, Metazoa, Chordata, Chondrichthyes, Rajiformes, Rajidae. Gene Ontology annotation, biological process: animal organ development; intracellular signal transduction; nervous system development. The transcript has 9 exons. The coding region runs from base 308 to 2293 and encodes 661 amino acids. Gene Ontology annotation, molecular function: chemorepellent activity.